AUGAAUGACUCAUUCGAUUUGAUUGAAGUCAGAUUACCAAAUCAAAAUCAACCCAAACCAAAUCUAAUUCAUCUUCAACAUCUCAUCAACUCUUGUAUUCAUCCAUCAAUCCAUUCUAGAACAAUCUCAUUAAACUCAGACAUUCAAUCACCACCACCGCCAUUCAUACUUUGCGAAGAUAGCGAAUCAGAUCAUGAAGUCGAUUCGGUUUCUUCUUCUGAUUCAUCCUAUGAUUUGGGUGAAGGAGCACUAGAACAUUGUAUUUCUCCACCGUACAGAACACCUAUCAGGAAUCUCGAUGAUGAUUAUGAUCAUUCACCUUCAAAUCUUCUAAAUCAUUCUCAAUCAAGUAUACCACCAUGGCCAAAGUAUCAACCAUUACCAUGUACCGAUCAAUCCAUUCCAUACGAUCUUAAAUCUCUUUCUUCUUCUUAUUCACUUUCUCGUGGGUUUUGGUUCAUUCCGGUUCACAAACACGAAUCGAAUUCGUUGGAUUUUUAUUCGAUUUAUCAUCGUCAAAUCAGUUUACCUUAUUGGACUGAUCAUCGGAUCUCUUCUUCUGAUCGGACGCUCAAAUCGGAUUCUAAGUCGAUUGUUUGGGAUCCGUAUCGGUUGAAGUUGGUUUGGAAAUUGAUGGGUACACUUGGUGAACAACAGAAAUUAGGAAACGUGGUCACUUUAGCUAUAGUAGCAUCACAUCUCAAUUCACUCAAACCAAGACCAUCAAAUCCCCAAUCCUCAACCUCAACAACUGAACCCGAUCUCUUUGGUGAUCAUUUACGAAUUUGGUGUGAUGUGAAAUCAUCAUUACUAGUACGAAGGUUUCUUUCAGAUAUCAGUUUAAAGAUGGCCAUCCGAACCCAUGUUUUGAAUCCAUCUGAUCCAUCUCAUCAAGAUUUCUUGGAUCAUCUUCAGCAUGGGAAAUGGUUAAAGAAUUGUGUGUUUAUGUGGUUUGAUCAGUUUGGGAUUCCUCGUGGUUAUUCAUGA
Messenger RNA from Melampsora larici-populina 98AG31, 987 nucleotides. RefSeq lists its product as uncharacterized. The record is from RefSeq and is a predicted model, not a curated record. NCBI's taxonomy places the organism in Eukaryota, Fungi, Basidiomycota, Pucciniomycetes, Pucciniales, Melampsoraceae. The coding region runs from base 1 to 987 and encodes 328 amino acids. The transcript has 3 exons.